Molecule: messenger RNA, 1937 nt
Organism: Anguilla rostrata (American eel)
Lineage: Eukaryota; Metazoa; Chordata; Actinopteri; Anguilliformes; Anguillidae
Gene: p4ha2
Product: procollagen-proline, 2-oxoglutarate 4-dioxygenase (proline 4-hydroxylase), alpha polypeptide 2
Exons: 15
Coding region: 163-1791 (542 amino acids)
Biological process (GO): peptidyl-proline hydroxylation to 4-hydroxy-L-proline
Cellular component (GO): endoplasmic reticulum
Molecular function (GO): protein binding; L-ascorbic acid binding; procollagen-proline 4-dioxygenase activity
Source: RefSeq, a predicted model, not a curated record
UAGGAGCUAUACGCUCUCGCCGCUGUUAUUGAUGGUUAAGAAACGGGGAGGUUCUAUACGUGGCAGCGAAGAAAUCUGCGCGAAUCAGGGAUUUCACUACUUACUUGCAGCGAGGCAGGCUACAGGCUUUGCAGGCGAGGUCCUCCCACUUAGCUGGUGAAGAUGGUGAUGAUGAUGAUGAUGGUGAAGAAUGGCCUGUUCCUUCUUGCUGCAGCUCUCUGCAGCUGGUGUGCAGAGGCUGAGGUUUUCACCUCCAUCGGUCAAAUGACUGACCUCAUAUUCACAGAGAAGGAGCUGGUGCAGUCUCUUAAAGAAUAUAUCCAAGCUGAAGAAGCCAAGCUGUCAGCUGUGAAAAGUUGGGCGAGCAAGCUGGACAAGUUGACGCAAAUGUCGACCUCUGACCCCGAGGGGUACCUGGCGCACCCUGUCAACGCCUACAAGCUGAUGAAGAGGCUGAACACCGAGUGGUCGGAGCUGGAGAGCCUGGUGCUGCAGGACCCGUCUGACGGGUUCAUCGCCAACAUGUCGGUCCACCGCCAGUACUUCCCCGACGAGGAGGACGAGAAGGGCGCGGCCAAGGCGCUGAUGCGUCUCCAGGACACGUAUAAACUGGACUCGGAGAGCUUCUCCAAGGGGCGUCUGCCAGGCGUGCGCUACAACGCGCUGCUGACGGUGGACGACUGCUUCGACAUGGGGAAGACGGCCUACAACGAGGCCGACCACUACCACUCGGUGCUGUGGAUGCAGCAGGCCCUCCGGCAGAUGGACGCGGGCGAGGACGCCACCACCGCCAAGGCCGACAUCCUGGACUACCUCAGCUACUCCGUCUACCAGAUGGGCGACCUGCCGCGCGCCAUCGAGCUGACCCGCCGCCUGGUGCUCAUCGACCCCGGCCACCAGAGGGCGGGGGGGAACCUGCGCUACUUCGAGCGGCUGCUGAGCACGGAGAUGCGGGAGCAGGCGCGGAAGCCCUCGGACCCCGCGGCCGAGCGGCCCAUCGACCUGGGCACCUACGAGCGGCCCCGCGACUACCUGCCCGAGCGGGAGGUCUACGAGGCCCUGUGCCGGGGGGAGGGGGUCAAAAUGACCAUUCAGAGACGCAGCCGGCUCUUCUGCCGGUACCAGGACGGGAAGCGGAACCCGCGCCUCCUGCUGGCCCCCAUGAAGGAGGAGGACGAGUGGGACAGCCCGCACAUCGUGCGCUACCUCAACGCCCUGUCGGACGCCGAGAUCGAGAAGAUCAAAGAGCUGGCCAAGCCCAGGCUUGCGAGAGCCACAGUGAGGGACCCCAAGUCGGGCGUCCUGACCGUGGCGCACUACAGAGUAUCGAAAAGCGCGUGGUUGGAAGGAGAGGAGGACCCCGUCAUUGACCGUGUCAAUCAGAGGAUAGAGGACAUCACGGGGCUGACGGUGGACACAGCCGAGCUCUUACAGGUCGCUAACUACGGCGUCGGGGGCCAGUACGAGCCUCAUUUCGAUUUCUCGCGGAGAGAUGAGCCUGAUGCGUUCAAAUCAUUAGGCACUGGAAAUCGUGUGGCUACUUUUUUAAAUUAUAUGAGCGACGUAGAGGCGGGAGGGGCGACCGUGUUCCCCGAUUUCGGCGCCGCCAUCUGGCCCAGAAAGGGAACUGCAGUCUUCUGGUACAACCUCUUCAGGAGUGGAGAAGGAGACUACAGAACCAGGCACGCCGCCUGUCCAGUUUUAGUAGGAAGCAAAUGGGUGUCCAACAAAUGGAUCCACGAGCGGGGCCAGGAGUUCCGGAGACCGUGCGGAUUGACGGAAGUGGAUUGAGCCUUUCCUGCCCUCCUCUGCUGAUCAGCCAUGCCCCCCCUGUCCCCCAUCCCAGGACCUGGGACCCUACCCCUCCUGUAGGCCUUGAACUUCACCUACCAAACACAGCCCACCCCCUCCUCCCAGAACCUGGACCCUACCCCUCC